GUGGUGAAAUGGUCGGAAUUUCGAGGUGCCUUGCCCUCCAGAUAGUGGCUCUGAUUGCCGGAGCCCAUGGAGCCAACAUUCUGGGUCUGUUCACCAGCCUGAGUCCGUCGCAUUUGGUGAUCCAGAUGUCGAUGGCUCGGAUUCUGGCCGAGCAGGGCCACAACAUGACUGUCGUGACGGUCCUGAAACCGCCGUCUCUGCACAAGAAUAUCAAUCACAUUCUGGUGCCCAUGGACGAGGAUGCCCUCCAGGCAUUCAGCACUCUGGUCGGCGGUAUUUCGAAGACGGACAACAGCAAUGCGAUUGUGUCCAUGUUCCGAUCGGUCAGGCAGAUAAGCGAGGCGUUCUCCAAGAUAGGCGAUGUGAUGAAGCACCAGCUGGUCACAGAUCUCUACGAGCACCCGGACAACAAGUUCGAUCUGCUCAUGGUGGGCUACUUCAUGAACAGCUAUCAACUGGCCCUGGCCCACAAGCUGAAGGUUCCCGUGGUGGUGGCCGUCUCGAAUCCACCAUCCUUUUUGGGUUACAUGUUGGGAAACCCCUGGGAAGUCUCCUAUGUGCCGGCACUGAACAUGAACAUUGAAAGUGGCCAAUCCCCUGGCUUUGGACAACGUGGACUCAACCUGUUGGGCAGCCUGGCCAAUCGGCUGUUCAUGUUCGUGAUCGAGUUGAAGAAUACCAAGAUCUACAGAGAUAUCUAUGCAGAUGACCCCACUCUGCCCAGCUAUCAUGACUUGCACAAAAACAUUUCGCUCAUCUUCUUCGCCUCGCACGGCAUCAGCGAAGGACCCAUCCGCCCCAAUGUGCCAGCUGUGAUCGAAGUCGGUGGCAUACAAGUCAAGGAGCAACCCGAUGCGUUACCACAAAACUUGGAAAAGUUCCUGAGCGAAGCUCCACAAGGAGCUAUCUUACUCAGUCUGGGCUCCAACCUGAAGAAGGAUCACCUGAAGGCGGACACGGUGCAGAAGAUGUUCAAUGUGCUCUCGAAGCUGCAGCAGAAGGUGAUCUGGAAGUGGGACGACUUGGAGCACGUGCCGGGCAAGUCGGCCAACAUACUCUACUCCAAGUGGGUGCCCCAGGACGACGUCCUGGCACAUCCGAACAUAACGCUCUUCAUCACCCACGCGGGAAAGGGCGGCCUGACCGAGGCCCAGUACCAUGGAAAACCCAUGUUGGCCCUUCCGGUUUUCGGAGAUCAGCCCCCCAAUGCCGAUGUCAUGGUGAGGCAGGGCUUUGGAGUAAAGCAAAGCCUGCUCACCCUGGAGGAGGACAGCUUCCUGCAGGGCAUUCGAGAGGUCCUCGAGAGCCCCAAGUACGCCACUGCCGUGAAGUCCUUCUCCAAUCUCUAUCGGGAUCGGCCCACGAGUGCGCGGGAGACCCUGAUCUACUGGGUGGAGUACGUGAUGCGCCACCAUGGAGCAGCGCACAUCCAGAGUCCUGUGGUGCACAUGAGCUACAUAGAAGCCAAUAACCUGGACGUCUAUGCUGUGAUCCUCGGCACUAUUGUGGCUCUCUGCUUUAUUACUAAGUUAGUUUUUGGUUUACUAUUUAAAAAACUUGGCCAGAGUUCUAAAAAGGCUAAAGUUAAUCAAGAACGUAAGCUCAAAAAGAAACAACGCUAGUAUUGCCAGUUAUUUAUAACAAAAAGCUGCCCAACUCCUGCCAUAUUGUUACCAAAAAAGCAAGAUUAAAAACAAAUCUAUUAUAUGCAAACCAAUUUUUCAUUUCGCUUUAAAACCGGAAACGCACCGGAACUAGUAUUUAAUAGCAUGAAUUUGAUAUUUGCAUUUAAAUGCAGAGACGGAAUAUAAUGCACU
Molecule: messenger RNA, 1817 nt
Organism: Drosophila teissieri
Lineage: Eukaryota; Metazoa; Arthropoda; Insecta; Diptera; Drosophilidae
Gene: Ugt37B1
Product: UDP-glycosyltransferase UGT5
Exons: 2
Coding region: 9-1622 (537 amino acids)
Molecular function (GO): UDP-glycosyltransferase activity
Source: RefSeq, a predicted model, not a curated record